GGCGCGCCCGCAGGUACGCGGGGUCGCCAAGGGUCGCCGUGGCGGGCGCUGGGCGGCCUCGCGCGCUUUGGGCCACCGGUAGCGGGCCGGGGGCGAUUCAGGCUCUCCGUGUCUUGGUGUGUGUGAAGAGAAAAGGGUUGAGGAGCUGUUGAAGACGGUGGGGAUGCUCUAGUGAAAGACCGAGUGCUGACGCCACUUCCAGAGGAUUGGGACUAACCCACAACGUGAACACUAUGGAUCAGAACAGCAGCCUGCCGCCAUACGCCCAGGGCCUGGCCUCCCCGCAGGCCGCCCUGACUCCUGGGAUCCCCAUCUUCAGCCCCAUGAUGCCCUACGGCACGGGCCUGACGCCCCAGCCCAUCCAGAGCACCAACAGCCUGUCGAUCCUGGAGGAGCAGCAGCGGCAGCAGCAGCAGCAGCAGCAACAGCAGCAGCAGCAGCAGCAGCAGCAGGCGGCAGCCACGGCGGCUCCGCAGUCCACAUCCCAGCAGCCCACGCAGGCGGCCUCGGGGCAGACGCCGCAGCUCUUCCACUCACAGACUCUGACCACCGCGCCUUUGCCGGGCACCACUCCCCUCUACCCCUCCCCAAUGACCCCCAUGACCCCCAUCACGCCCGCCACGCCUGCCUCGGAGAGCUCCGGGAUCCUGCCGCAGCUGCAAAACAUUGUGUCCACAGUGAACCUGGGUUGUAAACUUGACCUGAAAACCAUUGCACUUCGAGCCCGGAAUGCUGAGUACAAUCCCAAGCGGUUUGCUGCUGUCAUCAUGAGGAUACGGGAGCCCCGGACCACUGCGCUGAUAUUCAGUUCUGGGAAGAUGGUGUGCACGGGAGCCAAGAGUGAAGACCAGUCUAGACUAGCUGCAAGAAAAUAUGCCCGAGUCGUGCAGAAGUUGGGCUUUCCCGCCAAGUUCCUGGACUUCAAGAUUCAGAACAUGGUGGGGAGUUGUGAUGUGAAGUUUCCCAUCAGGUUAGAAGGCCUUGUGCUGACCCACCAGCAGUUCAGUAGUUAUGAACCAGAGUUAUUUCCUGGCUUAAUUUAUAGAAUGAUCAAGCCCAGAAUUGUCCUCCUUAUUUUUGUUUCUGGAAAAGUCGUGUUAACAGGUGCUAAGGUCCGAGCAGAGAUCUACGAGGCGUUUGAGAACAUCUACCCCAUUCUGAAGGGGUUCAGGAAGACCACGUAAUGGCCGUCUCCACUCUGCCUCCCUGCCCCGCUAGUUCUUUCUGUUAGUUCUUGUUUUUCAACCAGUCAGUCUUGGUACUUUGACACGGUGGUGUUGUGGAGAGACGGACACUUGGUCGUGGGCGCGUGGCCUCUGGGGAUGCCAGGAGGGACACCUGUGGGGACGGAAAGACUUGGCGGCUGCACGGGCCCGCUGCCGCCCGCCCCGCUAUUUAUCAGGAGAUCUUGGGCCUUUUCUGCUGUUGACAAGCUGGUCUAGGGGAUUUUUAGUGUUCAAGCCACCUCUGCGAUUGAUUGUACUUUUAUUAUUUUAACCCUCCCCAAACCCACCGUUUUUAUAUUUCUACCAGAAAAGUUACAGAAAAAAAUCUUUUUUAAUAGUGUUGUUUUCUAAUUUGUAACUCCUAGGGGUUAUUUUUGUGCCAGAUACAUUCCACCUUUUCAGUAUUGAAGAACAGAUGUAUUAAUGAGAACGAAUGUCUGUACAUACUUCUCUCUCUUCGGAGUGCUCUGUACAAUAAAGGCUGUUUAUACGAGUAUGA
Molecule: messenger RNA, 1725 nt
Organism: Erinaceus europaeus (western European hedgehog)
Lineage: Eukaryota; Metazoa; Chordata; Mammalia; Eulipotyphla; Erinaceidae
Gene: TBP
Product: TATA-box binding protein
Exons: 8
Coding region: 234-1184 (316 amino acids)
Biological process (GO): DNA-templated transcription initiation
Molecular function (GO): RNA polymerase II general transcription initiation factor activity; DNA binding
Source: RefSeq, a predicted model, not a curated record